GAUCUGGGUCAGUGCCGCGGUGCAUCAUGGUCCGCUGCUGUAUGCUAGCUGCUCCAUCAGGCUAACACGGGCUGUUUUGGUUCAAGACAGUUUGUAGUCGGCGACAAGUUUGUGUCUCUUCGUUUAUAAUCAAUAAAUAAUUACUUAAAGCGGAAAAUGUUGGUGAUAGAGGCGGUUGACACAGUUGGCACAGUUAGCUUAGCUAGCAGAGGAGGGGUUGCACAGACAAGUGACAUUAGCUCGCUGGAGGCUAAACUCACUGAUGUUUGCUUCUAACUGAUGACAAACUUCCCCCCCUGGUUGUUCCUGCGGAUCUGGACCGUCUCGUCUUAAACAAACCCCUGGAAGAACUUUCAGGACAUGAUUUAGGGAGUUUACUGUCGUCUGGAGGCUGAAGUUCUCAUUCUCCACCUGCUGCAGGACUGAGUGUGAGCUCUGCGGCGGCAUGUCGAUGUGUGUGGAGGUCAGACUGCUGCUGGCUGCCUCCAGCUGCUCCAGGAUCAACACCUUUGUUGGGAACUUUUGUCCAAAGCGAUUCUUCACUUCCAGCUUCUCCUCCAGACCCGGUGGGACUCGAACCCUGAAGCCCACUCAUCCACACAGAGCAGCGGGUCUGUUCAGGAACUUCAGAGCUGGUUUAAAUUCGCUGUGCAGCCAAACAUUUACAAGCCAGAGCAGAAGAUCUCAGAGCUCUGUGGUGGGACAGAGUCUGCUGCAGGGAGGUCCAGCAUGGCCCGUUUCCUUCUUCCGCCGUAGAGUCACAGACGCCUCCAUGUCCAGUGUGCCUCCAACAUUUGUAGUGAUGAAGUUUGACCAGGAGGGAAACGUGACGACAUUUGAAAAGAAGAAGACGGAGCUCUGCCAGGAGCUCAGUCUGCAGGCCCGAGAUCUUCGCUUCCAGCACAGCACUAGCCUCACCGCCAGGAACAACUGCAUCAUCAUACGGAUGGCGUCUCUGAAAGCCAUCCUGACCCCACAGUCCCUCCUGGUUCUGGACUUUCGGGGUCUUGGACUGGACCGCUGGCUGGUUCUGGAGCUUGCACCUCAGCUGGCAUUGCAGUCGCACUCCCUGCCCUUCGAGUUCAGAGCUCUGGAGGCUGUACUACAACACAAGGUGAACACUCUACAGACCAGGCUGAAUGAUGUGGAGCCGGUUAUCCUGGACACUCUGGAGUCCCUGGUGGAUCCAAAAAUCCUGUCUGCUGAUAGAAGUCAACUACACGUUCUGCUGCAGAACAGUAAGAGCUUGUCAGAGCUGGAGACGGACAUAAAGGUUUUCAAAGAUUCCCUGCUGAAGAUUUUGGACGAAGACGAGAUCAUUGAGGAGCUCUGCCUCACCAAGUGGACCGACCCAAGAGUUUUUGAGGAGAGCAGUCUGGGCAUCGACCAUGCUGAGGAGAUGGAGCUGUUACUGGAGAAUUACUACAUGCAGGCCGAGGAGCUUGGAAAUAAAACCAGAGAGCUGAAGGGACUCAUCGACGACUCGGAGAGCGUCAUCUUCAUCAACCUGGACAGCCACAGAAACGUGAUGAUGCGUCUGAACCUGCAGCUGACGAUGGGCUCCUUCUCUCUGACCCUGUUUGGUCUGAUCGGAGUGGCCUUUGGGAUGAAUCUGACCACCGCUUUUGAAGAUGAUCCUCGAGCUUUCUGGCUAGUAACCGGCUUCAUGUUUCUGGGCAGUGGCUUGAUAUGGAGACGACUGUUGUCUUUUCUGGGUCGACAUCUGGAGCCUUCGAUUCUUCGGCCGAUUCCUCCAGUGUGGAAGAGAAACAUGAAAGCUUCGGACGUGAAGCCUGGAGUCAGAUAAAGUUCUACCUCUGACCUGUGAACCCUCAGCAGCAGCUUUACAGAUGUUUUGUCCCCAUGCUGGUCCUCCUGAAAUCAACACAAAAGAUGCCAAGUUUCACCUGGAGGCUCUGCUGGAUUCUAAGUGUCUCUUCUGUUCUUCAAACCAUGUGGGAUUAUUUCAGAUGCUGGAUUAGGUCUUCGUAUCUGAUCAGGCACAGUGGACCCAAAUAUUAUAAUUAAUAUAAUAACCAUCUUACUGUGGAGUCAUUUCCUUCAUUUCACAAGUGAACAGAAGGAUAAAAAGUUAGAAUUUAAAUCAAUGUGAAUCGUGUGUGUGUGGGUGGGUGUGUGGGUGAAUGGCUGCUGUUGAGGUUUAUAAAGACUGAUUUCACUAUUUAACCUCUUUGUUGAACCAGAGUAACAGUAGUUUCCAGCAUUGCAGCAGAAAAUAAAAACUUUUCUAAACUCCUUUAAACUCAUUUCCUGCCAGAAAACAAAAUGUUAUCAGAUAAUGUGGUUUAAUUUUCAACACAUGUUAAUGUUAAUGGUUGUAUUAAAAGUAUUAAAGCUUCUACCAAAAGAA
Messenger RNA from Acanthochromis polyacanthus (spiny chromis), 2371 nucleotides. RefSeq names its product magnesium transporter MRS2 (gene mrs2). The record is from RefSeq and is a predicted model, not a curated record. Gene Ontology annotation, molecular function: magnesium ion transmembrane transporter activity. Gene Ontology annotation, biological process: mitochondrial magnesium ion transmembrane transport. The coding region runs from base 446 to 1807 and encodes 453 amino acids. The transcript is spliced from 12 exons. NCBI's taxonomy places the organism in Eukaryota, Metazoa, Chordata, Actinopteri, Pomacentridae. Gene Ontology annotation, cellular component: mitochondrial inner membrane.